UCCACUUGUAAAUUGUUUUGUUUAUAUUUAAAAGAGGUCUGAAUUGAUAGAAUUCUUCAUCAAACACCAUGACUGCAACUGCAGCAGCAGCAGCAGCAGCUACAACAACUACAAGUGCCAGUUUCAGUAACCGCAACGCGUACCAUUUCCACUCGAGAGUUCCGUCCAGUUUUCUUGGCACCCUCUCUCUCCCAAAGUCCAGUUGCUACGACUACAUCACCACCAGGCUUCGCGUCCAAAAGAAGCGCCAUAGCUAUCAAUUCCUACUCCCCAGGGCCGAGACUGAGAAAGUUGCAGAGGAUCAUGAGAAUAGUAACGCUGAUAACGAAGCUCAGACCUUCCAACUACAACAACAAAAGCAGCAGCCUCCAGUUUCGAUAAGCUUGGAUGAUGUGAACCCAGUGGGGCUGGGGCGAAGGUCGAGGCAGUUGUUUGAUGAGGUGUGGAGGAAGUUCUCAGGGCUGGGGCAGAUCUCCAGGACCACUCGAGCUGAUGACAAGGACGCCCUCGACGCCCUCCUCAUCAGGGAAGGCCCAAUGUGCGAGUUCGCCAUUCCUGGGGCUCAGAAUACCACCGUUCUCGUCGUUGGAGCCACCAGCCGGAUCGGUCGUAUUGUUGUCCGCAAGCUCAUGCUCAGGGGUUACACUGUCAAGGCUCUAGUGAGGAAGGCGGAUGAGGAAGUGGUGAACAUGCUUCCAAGGUCAGUAGAGGUUGUGAUUGGGGAUGUGGGUGAUCCUUCGACAGUCAAGGCUGCUGUGGAAGGUUGUAACAAAGUAAUCUAUUGUGCUACUGCUCGUUCUGCCAUCACUGGGGAUCUCUUCAGAGUUGAUCACCGAGGGGUUUACAACCUCACCAAAGCAUUUCAGGACUACAACAAUCAACUCGCACAACUGCGAGCAGGAAAAAGCAGCAAAAGCAAGCUUCUGCUUGCAAAGUUUAAAUCUGCAGAUUCAUUGAAUGGGUGGGAAGUUCGUCAGGGAACUUACUUCCAGGAUGUAGUUGCUGCUAAGUAUGAUGGAGGAAUGGAUGCUAAAUUUGAGUACACUGAGACUGGAGAUGCUGUCUUCUCAGGAUAUGUUUUCACUAGAGGAGGGUAUGUUGAACUGUCAAAAAAGCUUCCACUUCCUUUGGGUCGCACUCUUGACAGGUAUGAGGGCCUUGUUCUCUCUGUCGGUGGAAAUGGAAGAUCUUAUAUUUUAAUUCUUGAAGCUGGUCCUUCAGCAGACGCAACUCAAAGCAAAUUGUAUUUUUCAAGAUUUAGUACGAAAGCAGGAUUUUGUAGGGUGAGAGUACCAUUUUCGUCCUUCCGCCCAGUGAAGCCAGAUGAUCCACCAUUAGACCCAUUCCUUGUACAUACAUUAACCAUACGAUUUGAGCCUAGAAGACAGAGACCUAUUGAAGGACCUACAGUAAUGAAGCAAGACCCGAGAAGCUUUAAGCUUAUAUUGGAAUAUAUAAAAGCCACGCCUACUGGGCAAGAAACGGACUUUAUCUUAGUUUCAUGUACAGGAUUAGGAAUAGAACCUACCAGAAGGGAGCAGGUUCUUAAAGCUAAGAGGGCUGGGGAAGAUUCAUUGAGAAGAUCAGGCCUUGGGUACACAAUCAUUCGUCCUGGUCCACUAAAGGAGGAACCUGGUGGUCAACGUGCGCUCAUAUUUGAUCAAGGAAACAGGAUUUCUCAGGGCAUCAGCUGUGCUGACGUGGCUGAUAUUUGUGUGAAGGCACUACAUGAUUCAACCGCAAGAAACAAGAGCUUUGAUGUAUGUUAUGAAUAUGUUGCUGAGCAAGGGAGGGAGCUCUAUGAGCUGGUAGCUCAUUUGCCUGAUAAAGCCAAUAAUUAUUUGACACCGGCACUAUCUGUUUUGGAGAAGAACACUUGAUCAUCCUUUUAGUCCCUUUGUUUGAUAUUUGUGUCUUAAAUAUAUAGUUGUCUUUUCUAAUCAAUGAAGCACAUCUAUUUAUAUUUUCUAACCGUUGGAUUAGAUGAUGGUAACUGCAACUCUCAACAAACUACUCAAGGAUAGUGUACAGCAGGGGAUGUCUGAUCUUGAAAGUCAUUUGUAUUUUGAAUUACUUGUAUCUAUCUUGUAAAUGUGAUACGCUUAGUACAAUUAUAAAUACAACUACUGCACUACGUAUUCUGUAGGCAGUAUCACAUCCAAA
This is a messenger RNA of Alnus glutinosa, 2163 nucleotides long. RefSeq names its product protein HIGH CHLOROPHYLL FLUORESCENCE PHENOTYPE 173, chloroplastic. The coding region runs from base 69 to 1880 and encodes 603 amino acids. The transcript is spliced from 13 exons. The record is from RefSeq and is a predicted model, not a curated record. Lineage: Eukaryota; Viridiplantae; Streptophyta; Magnoliopsida; Fagales; Betulaceae.